ACUAAUUAUGUAAUUUGGGUUCCCUUCCAAUUCCUUUUCUUCUUCUUCUUCUUCUUCUUCUUCUUCUUCUUCUUCUUCUUCUUCUUUAAUUGUUUGAUAGACAGACAGAGUGACAGACGAUUGAAUUUGUCGGCCAUCUUUGGAUUUGUCCCUUCGCCCCUCGACGACGUGGUGGCCGUCUCCAAUUCUUCCUCUUAUUUCUCCUUUCCCCAUAUAAACAAACUUGUACCCAAUUCUCUCUUAUGGCUCUGCAUUCCAAGUGAUUCAACGCAAACCCAAACCCAAAUCUCAACUACCUCUAAUACCAUGGAACAAACACGCGACUCGACCAUUCCGGAGAAGCGGAAGCAGCUGACAGGGCGGCAGGAGAAGCCGUACAGGGGGAUUAGGAUGAGGAAGUGGGGGAAGUGGGUCGCCGAAAUCAGGGAGCCCAACAAGCGGUCUAGGAUUUGGCUUGGUUCUUACACAACCCCCCUCGCCGCCGCUAGAGCCUACGACACCGCCGUCUUCUACCUCAGAGGCCCAUCCGCCCGCCUUAACUUUCCCGACCUCAUCUUACAGGACAUGGACCACCAGCUUCUCGACGUUUCACCUUCUUCAAUUCGCAAAAGAGCUAUUGAGGUGGGUGCCAGAGUGGACGCCGCCGCCAACCGAACUUCUCUCCGACAAUCAAAACCCAUUUCCGAGAAGCCCGAUUUGAACCAGUUUCCGGAGCCGGAAAGCUCGGAUGAAGAUUGUUGAGUGAGGAUCACUGUUUGAUAGGCUUGUCCACAUAUUUUUCAUGUUUUACCAGCUCUCCCCCUGUUCUCCAAAAAGAGGAUGAGGAUGAUGAAAUACGGAAGAAAGAAUAUCAAAUCUUGGGUUGGGGUGGGGUGGAAAUUAAAUUGAAACGAACCCAAAGUGGUUCCCCUUUCCCCUUCUUAAUUUGCUAUAUCUUUGAUUAUAGCUUCCAAUUUGUAACAUGGGAGAUGGCAAAGCAAGCUUGUUGAUGGAUCCUUGCUCUGAUUUUUCUUUUUCUUUUUUUUUUUUCUUUUUGCAUUAUUAAUUUCUUGCGAUUGGUCUGAAUUAGUUUUAUUUUAACACCUUCCGGGAAAAUGGGUGUUUGAACGAAAGGGAUGAAAAAGGAAGAAGAGGAAGAAAAAAGAAGGGGAAUGAAGAAGAAGAAGAAGAAGAAGAAGAAGAAGAAGAAGAAGAAGAAGUAGAAGAUAAGGAUGAGUUUUUGUUUGGGUGGGCCGCCGUGUGGAGUCCACGAAUCGAAGGAUAAUGUCGCCGUCGCCGUCGUCAUGUUGGAUACUUGACUUCCCAAACGGAAACGGAAACGGAAACCAGAAUUGUAAGUUACUUCUAGAAGGUCGGUGGUAAUAUUUUUAUUUAUUUAUCAUCCUAUACUUUAUAUUGGCAAAGACGAUAGGCUGACAAGACAACAGACACUUUUCACAAAUUUUAUUGGGAGUUUUCCAAGAUAAUAAAUCCGACCGACCACUUGGCACUUA
Molecule: messenger RNA, 1493 nt
Organism: Cucurbita pepo subsp. pepo (vegetable marrow)
Lineage: Eukaryota; Viridiplantae; Streptophyta; Magnoliopsida; Cucurbitales; Cucurbitaceae
Product: ethylene-responsive transcription factor RAP2-1
Biological process (GO): regulation of DNA-templated transcription
Molecular function (GO): DNA-binding transcription factor activity; DNA binding
Source: RefSeq, a predicted model, not a curated record